Molecule: messenger RNA, 1340 nt
Organism: Puntigrus tetrazona (Sumatra barb)
Lineage: Eukaryota; Metazoa; Chordata; Actinopteri; Cypriniformes; Cyprinidae
Gene: dhdds
Product: dehydrodolichyl diphosphate synthase
Exons: 9
Coding region: 65-1072 (335 amino acids)
Biological process (GO): polyprenol biosynthetic process
Cellular component (GO): endoplasmic reticulum; dehydrodolichyl diphosphate synthase complex
Molecular function (GO): ditrans,polycis-polyprenyl diphosphate synthase [(2E,6E)-farnesyl diphosphate specific] activity
Source: RefSeq, a predicted model, not a curated record
UCUGUGUCGUCAUUUCCUGUCAAAGGAAGAAGACGUCAUCCUACGGACAGGCAAGAGCACAGUCAUGUCGUGGAUUCGAGAGCGGGAACUGUCCUUUAUAGAAAGGCUCACUGCCAACAUCCUGAAGGCAGGGCCUAUGCCCAGACAUGUGGCCUUUAUCAUGGACGGAAACCGGCGCUUCGCCCAAAAAGCACACGUGGAGAGGCAGGAGGGACACUCGCAGGGUUUCGAGAAACUGGCAGAGACGCUCCGCUGGUGCCUAAACCUGGGCAUUCACGAGGUGACCGUGUAUGCGUUCAGCAUCGAGAACUUCAAGCGCUCCAAGGAAGAGGUGGAAGGUCUGAUGGAGCUGGCCAGACAGAAGUUCAGCCGUCUGCUAACAGAGCAUGAGAAUCUGGAGAAGCACGGCGUGUGUAUCCGCGUGCUGGGAGAUCUGACUCUGCUGCCUGCAGAUCUGCAGCAGCUUAUUGCCAAAGCUGUGAUGGCCACUAAAGCACACAACAAGUGUUUUCUAAACGUGUGCUUUGCAUAUACCUCAAGAUAUGAAAUCGCAAAUGCAGUCAAGGAAAUGGCAUGGGGAGUAGAGCAGGGCCUGAUAAAAUCCAGUGACGUGUCUGAGGUGCUCCUCAGCGAGUGUCUCUAUAGCAGUAAUUCUCCGAACCCCGAUCUGCUCAUCCGUACAUCUGGAGAAGUGCGUCUCAGCGAUUUCCUCCUGUGGCAGACCUCAUACUCCUGUCUCGUGUUCCAGUCGGUCCUGUGGCCGGAAUAUUCCUUCUGGAAUCUGUGUGAAGCCGUUUUACAGUACCAGCUGAGCUAUCGAUCUCUACAGAAAGCUCGAGAUCUGCACCGAGAAGGCCAAGCGCUCCAGCAGAUGGAAUCGGAUCGCUCCUGCGUGGCUGAGCUCCUGCGGCAUCGUGGGAAUGGAAAGCCCAUGGACGCCCAGAGUCGACAGAAAGAACUGGUGAACUACACGGCCAGCCGAGAGGAGAGGGUUCGCUGCUUUCUCCACGCCCUUCAGCACAAGAGAGACACUUUCUUCAGUGAUUUAAGCAGCCAGGCUGUCGUGGCUUAGCACUGAAAUGUUUUAUUUACUGAUCUGUAAAUGCUUCAAAUCUGGAAGGAUGUUUUUACCCCGUUUUAUGGGGCAGUGGAUAACGUAUGCUUGAUAUUAAUAUAGAGAUUAUCUUAAAUCUUCAAAUAAAUUCAGUUUGAUUGAUUGACCCCGCGGGCUCUUUUUUUGGACCAGAAAUACAAACAUUAAAACCGUUUAAUCUCACGUGAAUUUCAGUCAUUUUCAUUUUCAAGGUAAAAUAAAAAAAUAAUUAUAAUUCAAACUCUGA